GUUACAGCUUUAUCAAAAUGGUCUCGGAAUUCUUUGCACCUAAGUGUAUCAUCCCUGAAAAAUCAGAAGUCCAGAGAAAUCUAUUCUCUUAUUCUCCAGAAAUAGUGAGACUUAAGAACGUAAUAUAUGAAGCUUAUAACUCUAAAUGGGGUACAAGAUUUCUAGUUUUGUUACGUGGUGUCCCAGGUAGCGGAAAAUCUACACUAGCAAGAUUUCUCGUUGAUAAACUUGAUCAGCGUAAUUUUCUAAUAGCUUCAAAUGAUGAUUAUUUUUAUGAUGAAGUUGAAAAGACUCAUAAAUAUAAUAAUACCGAAUUGAAUGAAGCAAUAGCUGCUUGUAAGCAAAAAGUUUGGUCAUCUAUGUAUAGUGGAGUGUUAGCGAUCAUCGUGGAUAACUACAAUCUUACACGACUAGAAAUGGAUCCGUUCAUUCGCGAAGGUGUGAAACGAAACUACUCUGUUCACCUUCUGGAACCUUGUACACCUUGGCGUUACAAUGCAAAGAAGUUAGUCAAACUAACGCAUCAUACCAAUAUCAGUUUGACAGAAAUCAAUGGGAUGUUGGCAAUGUUUGAACAGACAUCAAACAUAAAGACAGCUUUGUCACAAAUAUGUUCACCAUCGUCAUCGUUACCAUCGCUAUCAUCUAUGUUAUCAUCAAAUGUGAAUUCCUCCAAUCAUACUCCUACAUCAGAUAUUUCUUUUAAUACAAUCAGUGGAACUAAUGAUAUUUCUACCAGUGAUAAUAGUAAUGGCUUGAAUGAACAUGUUUAUCACUAUACUAGUAAUGAUAAUGAUAACAAUUUGGCACAGAGCAGUAACAGUAUCAAUUGUCAUAGUAACAAUAAUAUCGGUAACAGUAUAGCAAGAACUGCUAUUACUACUGUAAAUAUCAAUGAAUUGGAUCCUCAGGAUGAAGACUGGUCUACACCAACAGGAAGUAUGGAAGCAUUGAAUAUAGAUCGUGUGGUUUCAGGUGGAUCAAUGUCUCAGGAUAUUAGUAACAGUAGUGAAAUUACCAAUACAUCUCCACUGGGACAACAACCAUCUACAUCUCAAAGAAAACUUGAUGAAUUAGUGUCAAUAUUUCCUAAUUUAAAAGCAAACAUACUUGAGGAAUUUUUAUCACUUGCACAUGAUAACGUUUCAUGGGCAACUACAUUGAUUUUAGAUAAUCAUACUAGCGAAAGAAUAUGUCAAAAAAUUGAGCAGAAUUCUAAUCUAGUUGGAAAUAAUUUAUUGUUAUGUAAAUCUAAUGUUAGUCAAACUUCUGAACAUCCAUCGACAGAAGUAACAGAAGCGGCCUUAGAUCCUGCACCGCUAUCACCAACAACUUGUACGCCUAGUUUUUCCAAUAUCUUGGAAGACAAUACAAAUAAUGUUGGCCAAACUACUUUGUCAUCUGUAAAAGAAUCUCAAUGUGAAAAUGAAAUAGGCCGUACUUUUAAUCAUCAACAUGGUAUUAAGUUUUCAAGAAGUUUUCUACAAACAGCACAUGAAGAGUAUGCAUUUGGUCUUGGCUUAUCAGAUGUUGAUAUAUCUCCUGAUGCAAUUCCCGACUUUAUCAUCGAUGAAUGGACACCUGAACCUAAUUUGAUCAAAGAAAUUUAUGCCAGUUUUAUGCGACAUUUAGGUGUUCUCUCAAAUAGCACAACUAGUGUAUUAACACCGAAAUUUCCGCCAUCAAAUACACGAAAUUCAAAUCAAAAUACGAAGAAAACUACUGUAACACCAUCAAAAAAUAUAACAUCAAAGAGAUCAUUUUCAACAUUCUUACAAAUUAUGGAUGAUGAAGAAGGUCUACUGCGUUCUGUAGAAGAUUUUCGAACGUCCCUAAAUACUCCCGUCAUACGUUUGAUAUUAAACCGGUUGAUGUCUAAAUUUCCUGGGACACAAAAAAAUGUUGUUGAAGAAGCAUUUGUUCGAUGCGAAUUUGAUGAAGCUCGGACAGAAGUUUAUCUUUUAACUUAUUAUAAAUCAACUAUUGAAUCAGUGACAAAGUCUACGACAACAACAACGUCGACAACCACUAACAAUUCAUCGUCUAUUCAGUGCUGGAAUAACAUGUCGUCAACUGUGAAUCAACAGUCUAUCAAUUCAGCUUUUAUACCUAAUAAUAGUGAUAAUAAUGGCAAUAAUAUUAAUAAUAAUUUGGUUGGAUUAGAUUAUCAUCAGAUUACGGAAGAAAACUUAAGUUUACAAGAAAUUCAAGAUGAAGAGGAAGCGCUGAAUAGAUCUAUUGAAGAUCAGAGAGAUCGUCUUCUAACAUUGGCCAAUCAACUUUGUUUGAGUCGUUUAAAAGCACAGUUUCCUGGAAUAGAUAUAAAUUAUUUGGAAAAUCUUUUUAUUCGAUUUGAUUUAAACGAGCAAAAUCUUUCGGAUUAUCUCAUAAAACAAGGUUUUGUAACUCACUCGUUAAAUCCAUUUCUCGUGGAAACUGUAAAUAAAUACAUUGAAAAUGUCGACGAUAAUGAUAGUAGAGUUUCACCAGUUUCAUCUAGUCAAGGUUAUGUAACUGAUAUUAGCAAUAGCAGUAUUCAUAAUACUGAUUGGUUAAAUUUGGUUAACCAAAAGAUAUCUGGUAUUCGACAAAGGAUAGGUCGUAUGAAGAAUGAUCUUUCAUAUGCUAACGAUAAUCGAAUUAAACAAUUCCAAAUAACUGAGAUACGUUCAUUACAAAGUCAAUUGCAUUAUUUAGAAUUACAAAAAGCUGAAUAUCUUGUUGAUACAAGAUCAUCAUUAUAUGAAGAUGAAUUAUUGACCAAUGGAGGGAAACCAAUUCAUUCAGCUUGUUUAGCAUUUGCUUAUCUUGAUUUACAUGGAUUAAAUAAAUCAUGCGCAUUACAUGUAUUACAACAACGUUUAACUUAUUUAAAAGAUAAAUUAAAUCGAUUAAAAUCAUUGAAAUAUUUCACCGUGAUAACUGGUCGAGCAGCUGGCAGUGAAAGUGACUUAGUGUCAAUAGCCCCAGUGUUAAGACCAGCAGUUAUACAGUAUCUUUCAAGAAAUGGUUAUAAAUUUGAAGAGAAUUUUCGAGUCGGUUCUGGACAUUUUACAGUUAGUUUAAACAAUUCAAAAUUGAGAUAAUAAUAGAACUGACAGGGAAAAUUUGUUUCCAUUGAUUAAUAAACAAAUACUUGAUUACUGCAAUUUUCCUAUUCCAUUUAUAUAUUUUUUCUGUUUGAUUAUUUUUUCUAGUCUACAGCCCGCAUCGUUUUUUUGAACAAAAAACGAUCCGGUAAGAAGAUGAUUUUAUUUUAAUUGAGAUCAUGAACCAAUCAACGGUAGUCUAACAUUCAAUGAUUCAUGAUCUCAAUUAAAACUCAACAAUCUUCCCAACCCUAUACUGAUAAGAUGAUCUUGUUGUUGGUGUAUGUUUGAUUUUUUGAUGAUCACUGUUAUUUUUGUCACUUAGAGUUGUAUGUUCGUUUGUUUCUUAUUUUUUAAAAAUCUCUUUUUCGACGAAAAAGAAAACGGAAGAUUUAAAAAAAGAUAUUUACUCAGUGUUUUAAUGUCAAUUCACUGAAUUGGCACAACUUGGUUAAUUUAUAUCUUAUCAUGGUAUAGAUUGUCAUUGCUGAAUCAGCAGUAUAUUGUUAUUUUUUUUUAAAAAAAAGUCGUAAUUAAACUGUAAAUGUAUGAAAUUGGUUAGUUUUUGAUUAGCGAGUCUUACAUUCAAUUGAGUCUUACAUAUUACUCAUUGGAAUAGUUUUGUAGUAAGUCUUGUACUUUCAAUACUGGUGGAGAUUUGGGAAGAGAUGUGUUACUUGAACUGGCAUAUGAUAUAUUGAUACUUCAUUUUCGCUCAAUUGUUUUUUCUAGUUAAAAUCAUUUGAAUAUGCGAUAUUCUAAAGGGUCUUAAAAUAUUAUUAUGCAUCUUAUUUUUUCCAAAGUGAACACUACCAUUAAGUUCUUUUUACUGGUGUCAUCAAAAGUCAAUCUUAUUGAUCAAUAACACCUAUACUCAAUGAAAUAUAAAUUUAAUCUUUAGAAAAAAGCUUCAAGCAUCUGAAUUGAUUAGUCUCAACUGUUUUGUAGCGUUACAAGUUUGUUCUUAUCGAGUAGCAAUAAUUUUCUUUUUUUGACGAUUGUAUUCUAAAUAUUGUUGAUCAGAGUGCU
Messenger RNA from Schistosoma guineensis, 4118 nucleotides. NCBI's taxonomy places the organism in Eukaryota, Metazoa, Platyhelminthes, Trematoda, Strigeidida, Schistosomatidae. The record is from the annotation of a GenBank genome assembly.